UCCCAGUGAAGAGAAAGCUGGCUGUGCGGUGGAACCUGGAAGAGACGACGUCUGGGAGCCUUUGCUGAGCCCAGGGAGGGAGGCGUCCCUCUCGCUGCCCCUCCAGGUCGGGCAAACACGCCAAGCUUUGAGGCCUCCAGUCGCCAGCAUGCGGCUGCCACGCUUCUCCAGCAGGACAGUGACCGUGCUCCUCCUGGCACAGACCACCUGCCUCCUGCUCCUCGUCGUCUUCCGGCCAGGGCCUUCAUCCCCAGCGGGCGGCAAGGAGCGUGUGCACGUGCUGGUGCUGUCCUCGUGGCGCUCAGGCUCGUCCUUCGUGGGCCAGCUCUUCAGCCAGCACCCCAACGUCUUUUACCUGAUGGAGCCCGCGUGGCACGUGUGGACCACCCUGUCGCAAGGCAGCGCCGCAACGCUGCACAUGGCCGUGCGCGACCUGAUUCGCUCCGUCUUCUUGUGCGACAUGGACGUGUUUGAUGCCUACAUGCCGCAGAGCCGAAACCUGUCCGCCUUUUUCAAGUGGGAAACGAGCCGCGCGCUGUGCUCGCCGCCCGCCUGCAGCGCCUUUCCCCGAGGUGCCAUCAGCAAGGAGAACAUAUGCAAGACACGAUGCAUGCGGCAGCCCUUCAGCCUAGCACGGGAGGCCUGCGGCUCCUACAGCCACGUGGCGCUCAAGGAGGUGCGCUUCUUCAACCUGCAGGUGCUCUACCCGCUGCUCAGUGACCCCGCGCUCAACCUGCGCAUCGUGCACCUGGUGCGCGACCCGCGGGCCGUGCUGCGCUCCCGGGAGGCGGUGAGCCCACUACUGGCACGCGACAACGGCAUCGUGCUAGGCACCAACGGCAGGUGGGUGGAGGCCGACCCUCACCUGCGCCUGAUGCGUGAGGUGUGUCGCAGCCAUGUGCGCAUCGCGGAGGCCGCCACACUCAAGCCGCCACCCUUCCUGCGCGGCCGCUACCGCCUGGUACGCUUCGAGGACCUGGCUCGGGAGCCGCUGGCAGAGAUCAGCGCACUCUACGCCUUCGCCGGGCUGACCCUCACGCCACAGCUCAAGACCUGGAUCCACAACAUCACGCACGGGUUGGGGAUCGGCAAGCCAAUCGAGGCCUUUCAGACUUCGUCUAGGAAUAUGCGCAACGUCUCCCAGGCCUGGCGCCACACGCUGCCCUUGACCAAGAUCCUGCGCGUGCAGGAGGUGUGCGCCGACGCGCUGCAGCUGCUGGGCUACCGGCCUGUGUACUCUGAGGACCAGCAGCGUAACCUCACCCUGGAUCUGGUGCUGCCACGAAGCCCAGACCACUUCAGCUGGGCGUCACAUGACUGAGAACUCUGGGCCUUAAAGCAGGCCCCGAAUUGUGGUUGCCAGGCCCAGGAGGCGACUGCACGGUGGAGAGGGAGCUGGGAUGCAUGGGGAAGCAGGUCCCUACUAUGAACUGGGAGUUUGGGGUCCUCCCCUGAGGUAGGCAAGGACUGCACGUUUCUUUUUCUCCUGAUUCUCGGUUUUCCUUUGAGUCCUCUGGAGCUGCCUUCUCAUUAGGUGCACUCUUCAUGGAAAGGAACACUUGCCCCUACCUAUUCUGGGCACAGGGAGUAAGUUCUGCUAAAUCAAAUUAAAUGUGUUCCAAGUUGGGCGCAGUGGCUCACGCCUGUAAUCCCAGCAUUUUGAGAGACUGAGAAGGGUGGAUCAGCUGAGGUCAGGAGUUUGAGACCAGCCUGACCAACAUAGUGAAACCCCCUCUCUACUAAAAAUGCAAAAAUUAGCCGGGCAUAGUGGCACACUCAU
Piliocolobus tephrosceles (Ugandan red Colobus) is the source of this 1780-nucleotide messenger RNA. RefSeq names its product carbohydrate sulfotransferase 5. Gene Ontology annotation, cellular component: Golgi membrane. NCBI's taxonomy places the organism in Eukaryota, Metazoa, Chordata, Mammalia, Primates, Cercopithecidae. Gene Ontology annotation, biological process: carbohydrate metabolic process; keratan sulfate proteoglycan biosynthetic process; N-acetylglucosamine metabolic process. Gene Ontology annotation, molecular function: N-acetylglucosamine 6-O-sulfotransferase activity. The transcript has 2 exons. Bases 149 to 1321 code for a protein of 390 amino acids. The record is from RefSeq and is a predicted model, not a curated record.